AUCCUUCCUCUCAAGGACGCACAGAACAGAGUAGUGUAAACCAGCCGUCUCAGAGCAUGUUGACUCUGGAUGAUUCGAAUGUGAUGGUUGUUAGGGAACAAACGCCGUCGGAAGCGCUUGCAAUAGUCCCGAUCCAAUUUUUUGUGCCGCCAUCCCAACAAACAACCACUGACGCAGAUUCCGAACCAACCCCUAUGCUACAGAUUGAAGGGGCUAGAGAAACCACUCCUGAAACCCCCAAACAACAUCAAGAAACAACACCCAAGCUUCCCCCAGCUCCAACAAAAAUUCAUCCAGACGCCGAGGACGCUGCUGCCCUCUUGAUGAUGGCACGGACAGCAAGCUAUGUUCCUAAAACAGAUCUGCCGAUGCCAUCAUUCAGUCUCGGAUUGACAGAUUCAAGCCAGGAGGGGGCGUCGACGCAGGAGACUGAAAGGGAAAAAUCUCCAGAAACUGCAACUAUACUGGAACAAUUGGACAGUUUGGUCCAAAAGUUAGCAAGCAGUGCGUCAAAGGGAAAAGAAGAAAGUCCGCAAAUUCGGAGGGAGACUGGGGGAGAAAGUUCUGCUAAGUUUGAAACACCGGGGGGGAACAAAUCAAAUUCCGGAUGA
Arachis duranensis is the source of this 611-nucleotide messenger RNA. RefSeq lists its product as uncharacterized. Lineage: Eukaryota; Viridiplantae; Streptophyta; Magnoliopsida; Fabales; Fabaceae. The record is from RefSeq and is a predicted model, not a curated record. The transcript is spliced from 5 exons. Bases 57 to 611 code for a protein of 184 amino acids.